CUAGUGACAUUAAAUUUGACAGCUUACGUUAAGAAAUUGUAUUUUGUUUCGAAAACUUUUCAACUUUCGGGGUGUAAACGCGGUCAUUUUUUAUAUUUAAAGCUUCUCACGCAAUGGGACGCAAGAAAGACAGUGAAGGAUCCGGUUCUGAUUCGGACUCUAGCCGCGGUGGUAGCCGAAGUCGAAGUGCUACUCCUCAGGUCGCACCGACUCCAGGUCACUCCUUGGAACACCACGAUUCUAGAUCCCACUCACCGGAAAAUCGUUCCCGCUCAGGAAGUCCGCAGAAUCGUAGCCGAUCACAUUCACCCUCUGGUUCGCACCGUUCUCGUUCCGGGUCGGCAAGAUCAGGAUCGGGACAACGAUCUAGAAGUGGUUCACCAGUUGGUUCUCAGCGGUCUCGCUCUGGUACACCCAGAUCUCGUUCCGGGUCGCGCCGAUCCCGCUCAGGUUCGGGAAGCCCGGCGGGUUCACAUCGAUCAAGAUCCGGAUCCCGUUCUCGGAGUGGAACACCGGUCCGACGAUCAAAGAGUGGUACACCGAUAAAUAGAUCCCAGAGCAGAAGCCCUGUUACACGAUCCAGAAGUGGCUCACGUUCGCGGUCGGCUUCGCCGGCAAAAUCUCAAUCAAGUCGGCGAUCACGGUCAAGAUCGAGAAAAUCCAGUACCCGGUCUCCGUCGCAAGCAAGAUCACAACGUUCUAAAUCUCCCUCACAAGCACGAUCACAACAAUCGAAAUCGGCCUCACGUUCUCGCUCCCGAAGUGCCGGUUCAAACCGUUCGGGUUCAGUUGGAUCAGAAGUGGGAGACAAACGCAAACGAGCAAUUGUUUCCAGUGAUUCUGGUUCAGAUGCAGAAAAAAUUCAAAAGAAAAAAAAGAACAAACUGAUAGAUUCCGAUUCCGAUGAGCCGUCUGAAACGGAGCAAGCGACAAAAACAAAGGACGACGUCACUGCGGAUGCUCUGUUUGGAGAUGCCGAUGAUAUCAGUUCUGAUGAAGUGUCCGAAAGAGAACGAGAUGAAUUGGAUGAUUUGGAAGAUGAGCAGAGAAAGAAGGAAAGCGACAGGGAGAGAUCUCGAAGCAAAAGCAAAUCUCCAUCGCGGUCCAGAUCUAGGUCCCGGUCAAGAAGUCGUGGCAGUGAUCGUCGGUCCUCGGAUGAUGAACGGGGCGAAGGAUUGGCCCGUUUUGAAGAACCUAAAGAACCGGAACCGGAACCCGAGCCGAUCCCGGAAACAAGAAUUGAUGUGGAAAUUCCUAGGAUUGUUACGGAUUUAGGACGAGAUUUGCAUUUCGUGAAACUUCCUAAUUUUCUUUCGGUCGAAACUCGGCCUUUUGACGUUGAAACAUACGAAGACGAAAUUGACGAGGAGGAAACGUUGGAUGAAGAAGGUCGGCAGCGUUUGAAAUUGAAAGUCGGAAACACAAUCCGCUGGCGAAACAACAUCGAUGAUGAUGGAAAUGGUGUUCGGGAAACGAAUGCUCGCAUGGUUCGCUGGUCAGAUGGAAGUAUGAGUUUACAUCUGGGUUCUGAAAUUUUCGACGUUUAUAAACAGCCUCUGCAAGGCGAUCACAAUCAUCUGUUCAUUCGGCAGGGUACCGGUCUUCAGGGACAGUCUGUGUUCCGUACCAAGUUGACGUUCCGGCCGCAUUCCACGGAAUCAUUUACCCACAAGAAGAUGACGAUGUCGUUGGCCGAUCGAUCAACGAAAACUUCAGGAAUUAAAAUUCUCACGCAAGUUGGAUUUGAUCCAGAUGCAAAUCGAAAACAGAACAUCAAGAAGGAAGAAGAAAAACUGCGGAUGGCGAUGCGAGCCAAGCCGACUCAGUCCAAAUCGAGUGGUCGGAAGAAGGAUUCGGGAGCAAACGCCAACAGCUCCUACCAACACGAUGAAGGUUCCGACGAGGAGGGAGGCAUUUCGAUUGCAGCCAUUAAAAAUAAGUAUAAGGACGAUCGCUCAAAACCGAAGCAAGGAGCAGCUAUUUAUUCCUCGGACGAAGACGGAUCCGACAUGGAAAUGGGUAGAAAGAAGAAGAAUGCGAAUAAAAAACGAGUUCUGAAGGCUCUGGAAAAUUCCGACGAUAGUGAUGAUGGUACUGAGCAUUCCGGUUCUGGGUCCGGCUCAGGUUCCGAGCAAGGAUCUGCGUCCGGUUCAGAAGCGGGCUCAGGAAGUGAAAAAAGUGACGUAAAAGGAAAAUCAGCUGACGAAGGUGGUGGUGACGAAAGUGAUGAGUAAAUUGUUUCAACGUUUUAUUGUAUUGCUGUAACAAGAACCUAAUAAACGCUACAUUACUA
Messenger RNA from Malaya genurostris, 2293 nucleotides. RefSeq names its product another transcription unit protein (gene Atu). The coding region runs from base 114 to 2234 and encodes 706 amino acids. The record is from RefSeq and is a predicted model, not a curated record. Gene Ontology annotation, biological process: transcription elongation by RNA polymerase II; positive regulation of transcription elongation by RNA polymerase II. Gene Ontology annotation, cellular component: Cdc73/Paf1 complex; nucleus. NCBI's taxonomy places the organism in Eukaryota, Metazoa, Arthropoda, Insecta, Diptera, Culicidae. The transcript is spliced from 3 exons. Gene Ontology annotation, molecular function: RNA polymerase II C-terminal domain phosphoserine binding.